CGACUGGACCAAUAUAAGGAGCAGAGGGACAGAUCGAAAGCAUUCCCACUAGCACCAUGAGGACCGUCAUUGCUCUGGCACUUCUCGUCGUCGCGGCUCAGGCCGUCGAAUGGCAAAACAUCAAGCCCCGACAUGCCUAUAGGAACACCAUCAGGCCUGUUGCCAGGCAUAGCCGCAUCGUCGGCGGAGUCAUCGCCUCUCCUGGACAGUUCCCCUUCCAGGCCGGUCUCUACCUCGACGGCUCUGGUUUCUGCGGCGGCUCCCUCAUCAGCGACACCGUUGUCAUGACUGCUGCUCAUUGCUGUGACGGAACUCGUACCUAUGACGCUCAUCUUGGCGCCCAAGUAAUUGGCGACCAAACCGAGCCCAACCACCAGGUGGUCAGGUCCACCGACGGCCAGUUGCACGAGAACUACAACUCCUUCACCCUUGACAACGACAUCUGCGUCAUCCGCCUCCCCGCCCCCGUCUCUGGCAACGGCAUUGCCUCGGUUCGUCUGCCCUCUCGCUCCCAGGUCGGAGAGACUUUCCAAGGCGUUGUCGCUACCUCGUCUGGAUGGGGACGCCCGUCCGACGCUGACCCGAGCAUCAGCCAAGACCUCAGAUUUGUCGAUGAUGUCACCAUUAUGUCCAACGCUGAGUGCGCCAGCUACUUUGGCAGCAUCAUCACUCCCAGGCACCUCUGCAUUGACACAACCAAUGGCGGAGUUUGCAACGGUGACUCUGGCGGCCCUCUGACCAUCUUCGAAACCGACGGCGUGAAGACUCAGGUCGGUGUCACCAGCUUUGUGUCCUCUGCUGGUUGCGAAUCUGGAUCUCCCCACGGCUACUGCAGAGUUUCCGAGUACCUCGACUGGCUCGCGACCAACGCCGGAGUCACCAUCCGCCCUUAAUUGCCCAGACUGCCAACCCUUCACUCAAACCCCACUCACCUGUGAUCAUGUACCUUCUAUUAAAAACAUAAUAGAGAAGCAUGAAAAUUAAA
Messenger RNA from Neocloeon triangulifer, 985 nucleotides. Its product is annotated as brachyurin-like. NCBI's taxonomy places the organism in Eukaryota, Metazoa, Arthropoda, Insecta, Ephemeroptera, Baetidae. Gene Ontology annotation, molecular function: serine-type endopeptidase activity. The coding region runs from base 57 to 893 and encodes 278 amino acids. The record is from RefSeq and is a predicted model, not a curated record. The transcript is spliced from 6 exons. Gene Ontology annotation, biological process: proteolysis.